UGAAGAUUGAACAAUGACGGUGGUUUUUGGUGAAAUUCGAAUGGUGGUUGUGCUACUCUUGGGAUUGGGAUUACUCAGUACAGUGUAUUGUGUGAGACCUCCCAGGACCCAACCAUGUGGAAAGUGUGCCCCAAGUGAGGUCCUGCGAUACAGUCCGCCCUCGUGUGAACCUACAUGUACUAACGAUUGCUUCUAUCGGAGCGAAUGUACCAAAAAUCCGGUGAGGUAUAAGCCCACCUGUGUUUGCAAACCGGGAUUUGUGAGGGAUAAGGGCGUUUGUAUCCCAAAAGAGCAGUGCUUUGACUUAGUAGAAAAUACCAAUCCAGAAGGGAAAGCAUGUUGUCCACCCAAUGAAGAGCUGCAGAAAUGUCCACCAUGUUGCGAACCGACCUGCGACAACGAUUGUACCGAUCUGGUGUGUCCACUCAUCUACGUAGAUAAGCCCACGUGUGUCUGCAAAGCUGGCCUAGUUCGGCAUGAAGGCAGAUGUAUCGUACCGAAUCGUUGUCCUGUGAAACCUAGAAAGCGCAGUGUAAACUACGGUUCCCUGGAUAGCGCUAAGUUGCCACUGCUUACGAACAACGGACAGCAGUCACCUAAUCUGGCCUAUGCAUUCCCCCUUCAACAUGGACCACCUCUUCAUCAACAACCGUAUCCAGCAAUUCAGCCGGAACCCUCCUAUCCAGGUGACACUCCGUACUUUCGACGUAUUGUAAUAGCUCAUCAACCAGCGUUCAUCACUUACAGACAACCACCAUUGAUGAAUGCGAAACCUCUAGGUUGUCCUCAUUCCAUUCCACAGCCCAUCGGCCUACCGCCAAAGCUGUGUCCACACAACCAGAUGGCCUCUAAGAUGAUCUACGUACCGCCUCCACCUCCACCACCAGCAGCACCGUGUCCACACGUUGAAGCUACCACCGAGUUGCCUCCAAAACAGUGUCCACACAUUGAAGCAACCUCCGAAUCACCGUGCCCAAAGGCGUGUCCACCGGUCGUGACUCCGGAGCCUGUUACCGAGCCGGCACCUACCGAUCCACCCUGCGGCUGUCAAUGUCCGGACAAGCCAUGCCUUCCGCUGCCUCCGGUAGUUGAGAAGUGUCCAAAGGCAAACUGUUUACCGCCUCCACCGGUGGCACCGCCUCAUCCAUGCGGUCAAUGUAGACGGUUGCUGAAUUGAGGAAA
Molecule: messenger RNA, 1182 nt
Organism: Uranotaenia lowii
Lineage: Eukaryota; Metazoa; Arthropoda; Insecta; Diptera; Culicidae
Product: keratinocyte proline-rich protein-like
Exons: 3
Coding region: 14-1177 (387 amino acids)
Source: RefSeq, a predicted model, not a curated record